UCAAAGGUGAACUUUAGGCAGAAUCCGCAAAAUCGGCAAAAUCCUAUCAUGUUUUUAAAAGUUUGAACGAGUUAAAGUCAUAAUUUUAAACAUUUUCUGCGAUGAAAACCAACUUUGUGCCUCGAGUCAAUCAGCUCGACUCAAUUCAACUUGAUAACGAAAUAGUAAACAUCAUCAAAGGACAAAUCUACAAUGUCCUGCGAAAUCUUCCGCCCGGUCUUCUAAGCAAAUUUCAACCGGAAAUCAAUCUACUCGUCAGCUCCGUACUGUGGAACUAUUCGAUUCGAAAGUCCUUUGCUACGUUUGGUCAGCAAAUGUUGUCCAUCAAUUACGACCAAGCGCAGCUUGGGUCAGGUAAACUGGGCUUCCACUAUGCACUAACCGUAGCUUUAGACUAUCUUAAAGAGAUGAGCCAAUACAGACUAACCGGGUGGACAGUACUGCAGCACACUAUCCGAUGGUCUGAAAACUGUUUGACCUUUCUGAAGUUGCUUAACUUUUUUCGGUUCUUGCGUACGGGCCGAAAACCUUCGCUAGUGGACUACGUCUUACGGCUGGACCAUCGUUCGAUAGACGGAGCCAAGCGACGAACUAUCGGCUAUUCCUAUAUGACUCGCGAACUGAUUUGGGCAGGAUUCAUGGAACUGCUAGGUUUUACCAUUCCCAUUAUCAACUAUCAUGCGGUCAAGCGAAGACUUCGAAAUUUACUGAAGCUGGAAUCGGGCUCGCAAGUUGCUAGAAAAAUCGAUCUAACCGUAGAGAGUAAAUGCGUCUACUGUAACGAGCGCCCUACGUUGCCCCACCAUAUGGGAUGCGGUCACGUGUUUUGCUAUUAUUGUUUGAAGGGUAACUUAUUAGCAGAUGCAGGUUUUCAGUGCAACGUGUGCGACUUCAAAAGUGGGAUUUUUGAAAAGGUCAUCGUAAGCUAAAAAUAUACUAUUGUGCGCAAAAUGAAUUUAAAACAAAAUGCCAAAAACCAUGAGAUGGGUCAGAUUGGUGAAGGAUUAUUAUUAAAAAAGUAUUGCUUCUAUUCAACAAGUGACAGGAAAACGAUUGAUUGAAGGAGUGAAGUAAAGAACAUGUUGGUGCAAAUUUGUCUCAAAAUCAAAGUUUUUAAUACAUGCACAACAUGCCGCCGCCUUCUCGGCGUUCUCCCACUGUUAAGUCGUUACUCAACCGUCACAUUCGGCUCGCGGUGACGGUUGGGAUUGACAGCCGUGAAUUAUAACGAAAAUGACGUAUGGCGGCCAUUUUACCCGAUGACGUUGCGACGCAUUCACCCGACGUGGAAUCGAUUGUGACAGCUUUCUAUCUUCUUGUUUCGGUACGGUAGCGCAGCCAGCGAUUCAUUCCACAUUUUACUCAGAAGCCAUCGUAACCAGUGCAUCGCAGUUUCGGAAAAAGUGGAUUUUCUGAAUAUUUUCUGUAUCGUGUGAGGUGUUUCUGUAUUCAGCGAAU
Molecule: messenger RNA, 1458 nt
Organism: Sabethes cyaneus
Lineage: Eukaryota; Metazoa; Arthropoda; Insecta; Diptera; Culicidae
Gene: Pex2
Product: peroxisome biogenesis factor 2
Exons: 5
Coding region: 102-929 (275 amino acids)
Biological process (GO): protein import into peroxisome matrix
Cellular component (GO): peroxisomal membrane
Molecular function (GO): zinc ion binding
Source: RefSeq, a predicted model, not a curated record